ACAUGUUAAGUUGUUUGUGUACCUUUCGGCAGUCAAAAAUUGUAAAUAAAUUGUUUACCAGCUAUUAAUAAAUCUUUUUUCUGUGUCCUGGGUGUGUUAUGAAAAGAGCAGCCACUAUGGACCAGUUGACAUAUGAGACAGCAAUCAAAAAAGCUCAGCUGGUGGAGAGGAAUCCUCAGUCCCAGAUUGACCCUAUGCGAGUUUCCAUGCACGAUGAAAAGGACAUUAUAACCCUGGCUCAACAAAUUCAACAUGCAGAUAAGCAGUUGAAAAGCACGACCUGCCACAAGCUUGGUGUUAUAAUGGAUCAGAUAAAGAUGCUUCAAGCCCAGGCCAUGGAGAUACUGAAGGAAUCUAAUGCCAAUCGAGACCUACACAGUGCUGCCUGCAAUUUUACCAAAAAACCCGGCCAAAUCUAUCAUCUUUAUCAAAGAUCAUCGGGUCAAAACUAUUUUAGCAUGCUGUCCCCGGAAGAGUGGAACCCAGUUGAUCAGACAUUCAAAGGUAGCUACCGGCUGGAGUUUGAUUUGAGUUGGACUCCUGUGGAUAAGAUAAAAGAGCAGGAUGAGAAGCUCAAGUGGGUGGAGCAGUGCAUGCAAAAGGCCUUGGACGGAGGACAUGGAUCCGCUAUGGCAAUAGACUUUAACAUAAAUAAUAAUUAAAAUCAAAAUUAGUCGAAUUAGGUUAAAUAAAUGGCAAUGAAAAAUGUAA
This is a messenger RNA of Drosophila bipectinata, 711 nucleotides long. RefSeq lists its product as uncharacterized. The record is from RefSeq and is a predicted model, not a curated record. NCBI's taxonomy places the organism in Eukaryota, Metazoa, Arthropoda, Insecta, Diptera, Drosophilidae.